Molecule: messenger RNA, 1993 nt
Organism: Fragaria vesca subsp. vesca
Lineage: Eukaryota; Viridiplantae; Streptophyta; Magnoliopsida; Rosales; Rosaceae
Product: metal transporter Nramp5-like
Exons: 13
Coding region: 100-1725 (541 amino acids)
Biological process (GO): metal ion transport
Cellular component (GO): membrane
Molecular function (GO): manganese ion transmembrane transporter activity; cadmium ion transmembrane transporter activity
Source: RefSeq, a predicted model, not a curated record
ACUCCAUUCAAGCAUCACUACUCAGCUCUAGUACAACUAGCUCUCUCUAGCUAGCUUCUUCUUGCUACAGAGCUACAAAUAUAUCAGGAAAAGAGAGAGAUGGAGAGCCAGCAACAGAAAAUAGGUGUUGGUGAGCGUGGAAGCAACCGCAUAUAUGCGGCUGGAACACCACCACCCUCCAAUAUCAAACAGUUUGACGACCACCAUGAUGAUCCUGAAAAUAAGAAGCCUGGAUGGAGGAAGUUUAUGGAACAUGUAGGGCCUGGGUUUCUAGUCUCCUUGGCUUACCUUGAUCCUGGCAACUUGGAAACUGAUCUGCAAGCUGGAGCAAAUCACCGAUACGAGCUGCUUUGGGUGAUACUCAUUGGAUUGAUCUUCGCUCUCAUAAUCCAAUCUCUGGCAGCAAACCUUGGCGUGAGCACAGGCAAACAUUUGUCGGAACUAUGCAAGGCGGAGUACCCAUCAUUUGUGAGAUACUGUCUCUGGUUGCUUGCAGAGGUUGCUGUCAUAGCUGCUGAUAUACCCGAAGUGAUUGGCACAGCGUUUGCUCUAAAUAUACUGUUCAACAUUCCAGUUUGGAGUGGAGUACUAAUCACUGGUUUAAGUACUCUCCUUCUUCUUGGCCUGCAGAGAUAUGGGAUAAGGAAGCUGGAAAUGCUGAUAGCAGUACUGGUGUUUGUAAUGGCAGCCUGUUUCUUUGGUGAAAUGGGUUUUGUGAAGCCUCCUGCAUCCGGUGUGGUCGAAGGAAUGUUUGUCCCCAAGCUCAGCGGCCAAGGAGCCACCGGUGACGCCAUAGCCCUCUUGGGUGCCCUUGUCAUGCCCCACAAUCUGUUUCUCCACUCUGCUCUUGUGCUUUCAAGGAAAGUCCCAAACUCUGUCCGUGGCAUCAAUGAUGCAUGUCGAUAUUUCUUAAUAGAAAGUGGAUUUGCAUUAUUCGUAGCAUUCUUAAUCAAUGUUGCCAUUAUCUCUGUGUCCGGAACCGUUUGCUUCGCAGAUAACCUCUCUGACAAUGAUUCUAAAACAUGUAGCGAUCUUACACUCAACAAUGCUUCCUUUCUUCUCCAGAAUGUGUUGGGAAAGUCAAGCAAAGUCAUAUAUGCUGUUGCAUUAUUAGCCUCAGGACAAAGCUCAACCAUUACAGGCACUUACGCAGGACAAUUUGUCAUGCAGGGAUUCUUGGACAUCAAGAUGAAAAAAUGGACUAGAAAUUUGAUGACUAGGUGCAUUGCCAUUACACCUAGUCUCAUCGUUUCCAUCAUCGGUGGGGCUUCAGGAGCAGGGAGACUCAUUAUCAUUGCAUCGAUGAUACUAUCUUUUGAACUUCCCUUUGCUUUGAUCCCACUCCUCAAAUUUAGCAGUAGCGCUACUAAGAUGGGACCUCACAAGAAUUCAAUCUACAUCAUUGUUAUGUCAUGGAUUCUAGGAAUGGGGAUCAUAGGAAUCAACAUCUACUACCUCAGCACAGGCUUCGUGGGGUGGAUAAUUCACAGCAGUCUCCCCAAAGUUGCAACUGUGUUUAUUGGGAUCUUGGUGUUCCCCUUGAUGGCCAUUUACAUCGUUGCAGUCAUUUACUUGACUGUAAGAAAAGACACUGUUGUAACUUUCAUUGAGCCAACAAAGAACGACCCGGCCGCUCAAAUCGAAAUGGAAAGUGGGAUCACCAACACGCAUGGACCUCCUGUACCUUUCAGAGAGGAUUUGGCUGACAUUCCUCUACCAGAAUAGUUGGUUAUCCAAGAUCGAUCAGCUUAGCUGCAAUGCUGAAACUUCAAUUAGAGUUGAGAUGUAAACCCUUAAUAUAUCAGGGUUUUGUUGCCAGUUAUAUUGUGACAGUUAGAAGCAAAGUCAUCAAAAUGUGCUCUUAAACAAGUAGCAGAGCUCUCUUCUGUUUUCUUAAAUAGCGAAUGUAGCUUUAUGCAUGGUUGUUCAUAUGUAUUUGGGUAUUGGAGAAUACCAUAACUAAAUAACAUACGUCCUACUUUUUCACUGUUGC